GAGGUCGAUUCAAAAGUUCAUCGCGCCACCAGCUCAGCUCCGGAAUUGACGAAAGCACUCGCCGACACCCGAAGAAGCCCGCUCACCCGCAGGCUCCGCCAGAUCGAGCUACACGAAAGAGUUCGACUCAAAAUCGACUCUUACACCGGCGAAGAAGACCCCAAGAAGUGGCUAACCGCGUUCAACCUCGCCAUGAGGAGGGAGAAAUACAAAUCUUACGAUGAAAGGGAGGCCAACUACUGUCAAGUAUUCGUCGAGCACAUGGCGAAAGAUGCCUUGACCUGGUUCUCUAACCUCCCCGCCGAGUCGAUCGAUAACUUCGACGACCUAACCAAUGCUUUUCUGAAGCAUUACUCCAUGCACAUGACCCGAAUCACUCGGAACAUCUCGCGACACUGGCGACAUGCCGAUAGCGUCCCGCUAGAAGCACUCCGCAACGGCCUCUGGUACGACUCCAAGUUCAAGGAGGAUUUGUCACUAAAACCCCCUGCGACUCUGGAGGACGCGUUCCACCGCUCUCGGAACUACAUCUUCCUCGAGGAAGACCAGCGCUUCUACGCCGAGAAACAUGGAGAUAGGAGGGACAACCUCGACGAAACCCAGAAGAACCCGGAGGCACGAAAAGAUACAAUCCAAAAAGAUCACUCCUAA
Messenger RNA from Microthlaspi erraticum, 651 nucleotides. Lineage: Eukaryota; Viridiplantae; Streptophyta; Magnoliopsida; Brassicales; Brassicaceae. The record is from the annotation of a GenBank genome assembly.